Tachysurus vachellii is the source of this 2504-nucleotide messenger RNA. RefSeq names its product sorting nexin 7 (gene snx7). NCBI's taxonomy places the organism in Eukaryota, Metazoa, Chordata, Actinopteri, Siluriformes, Bagridae. The record is from RefSeq and is a predicted model, not a curated record. Gene Ontology annotation, molecular function: phosphatidylinositol binding. The coding region runs from base 194 to 1576 and encodes 460 amino acids. The transcript is spliced from 10 exons.
CUAGUGUACUGAGUACAACAACAAACCCUGCUCUUCUUUCCUGAUCACAGGGUUUCCGUUUCCGCACAGAGAAAAGCGUUUCUGAUUUUGUCAGCGACUUUCACCUCUGUCCUUUUUCUUUCCUUUUCACGCCAAACUGAAACUCAUGACAUUCAGUUUGAGAGAAAGAAAGUGAGCAGUGAUUUGAGCGAGUAUGAGCGACACUGGUGUCGAAACUGGUUCGAUACCGGAAGAAAACUCAGGCCAAAUGUUGGAGCUGGACGAGGACGAAGACUUGGAAGUUUUCAGUAAGGAUGCAACCUUUACAGAUGGAAGCUCCUUCAGUGUCUCUAUGCAGACGUCCCCUGGAUCUAUGGUCAAUCAGUACAGAUUUGAGGACGAUGAAGCGGUACCUGGCACUAAGGACAUAUUCAUCACAGUUGACAAUCCUGAGAGUCAUGUGACAGCCAUUGAGACAUUUAUUACAUACAGGGUUUUGACCAAGACGACACGUAGUGAGUUUGACUCAAGCGAGUAUGAAGUCCGCAGGCGCUACCAGGACUUCUUUUGGUUAAAAAGCAAACUGGAGGAGGCUCAUCCAACUCUUAUUGUCCAUCCCCUACCAGAAAAAUUUGUUAUGAAGGGGAUGGUGGAAAGGUUCACUAAUGACUUCAUUGAGACCCGGAAAAAAGCAUUACACCGGUUUCUCAACAGAAUAGCUGACCAUCCCAUUCUCUCCAGCAGUGAGGAUUUUAAGAUCUUCAUUACAGCACCAGCCUGGGAGCUAGCGUCUCAUAAGAAGCAAGGUCCAGGAUUCUUAAGCAGGAUGGGUGAGACGGUGCGAGCCGUGGCUGCUACGGUCCGUAGGGUCAAAAAUCGGCCAGAGGAGUUCAGUGCCAUUCAGGACUAUGUGGACAACUUCAGUCUGAAGCUGACCUCGCUGGACAAAGUCACCCAGCGGAUCAUCAAAGAAAAACAAGAGUACCUGGAUGACGUAAAGGAGUAUGGCCCAGCUUACACCCUGUGGUCUGGCUCAGAAGAGGAACUGGUGGAGCCUUUGAAGCUCAUGGCGAGCUGCUUGGACAGGUGCUCCAAGGAGACCGAGGAGCAGCUUGAGCACCUCAAUAACAGCCUCCUCCCAACACUGCACGAGUAUGUGCUCUGUGCAGACAACCUCAAGGCAGUACUGCGGAGGCGAGACAACAUCCAAGCAGAGUUUGAGGCUAAGAAUGAAGCUCUUGCCGCUAAGAGGACGGAAAGGGAAACAGACUCUAAGGUGCUGAGUUUAGCAUGGGACAGCCUGGUGGGCAAAGACCCAGAGGAGGUCAAACAGCAGAAACAGCAGAAGCUUAAAGGCGAGAUUAAAGAGAUAAAAGAGGACAUCGAUAAGCUAGAAGACAAACUGGAAUAUGCCAAUAACGCGCUGAAAGGAGACUGGAGCCGCUGGCAGAAGAGCAUGAGGUCUGACCUGAGAGCCGUCUUUACACAAACAGCAGAGAAGAAUGUGGAAUACUAUGAAAAGUGUCUGGCAGUGUGGGAGACAUUCCUGCUGUCUCAGAGACCUGAGGCCAAGGAAGUGGGCAGAGAUGACUCCUAAUCCCCGGAAGCUUUUAUCUAAACAGUGAAGACCAAAGACAAGUUUUUUACCUUACAAUCCUAGUGCUUGAAUUGUACAGCAAAAUACCAUUGCUGCAGAUGUCUCACUAUAAACAUAACCGUGCCUUAUACCAGCCAAGCCAAGGACAGGGGGAUCUGAAGUGCACUCAUUAUUUCCUUCAAGAGAUGACAAGGCUGUCUCAAAGAUGUGUGUAGGAUAGGACAAAUACUUUCACCAUUUUUGCCAACAGUCUUGUGAAAAAAGAAAGAGAUAAUAAAGGAAUUUAAUUAAAUUCAGUAGCAAUGGUUUAUGGCUUUAUUAUAUUUGGAUGCCAUUAGUCACUGAAUUUAGUUCUGUAAUUAUUUGGUACAUUUGCCUUUAUCCAAAUCAUUGUGUAGGCAUCUUUGAAAGAAGCCAUCUUUAAUCACCUGCUCACAACCAAUGAGAAAUUCAAUUGUUUAGCCCUAAACAAGCUUUUCUGGCAUAACCUUGCACCAUGGAUUUUUUUUUUUUAAAUGAUUUUAAUACUUUUUCAUCUUUCAUUUUUAUUAUGUUUACAACACACUAAUUUUUGUUUUUUUGCAACUGUGGAACCAUCUGAAGUUCUUUUAUAUACAUGAAAAUGUGUAAAUAAUUUCUAAGCAAUUUCUUUAUACUAUGCAUCAGUUAUCAAGUGCACAUAUUUGCAUAUUGUGUAAAUUGUGACAUAAGGCAUGUCUGAUUUUAGGUCCAUGGUGAUAAACUGUAAUGGAAGAAAAUCAUUUAUUGCGGCUAAAUACGGCCUGUUGUUUUCUUUGUCAUCUGAUUUUUUUGUUGUUGGUUUUUAUCUACUUCUGAAUGAACAGACCUUCAGUGCUCUGUGAUCCUAAAGUAGGUUAAUCGCUUGGUCUAAUCACAUAUUAAACAUAUAACUUCUCUCUUCAAAUAA